AUGGCCUUCAAAAACAAAUCCUCAUAUAUCGCCCUAGGCUGCGAAGGCUCCGCCAACAAGCUCGGCAUUGGCGUCAUUCUUCACACACCCACCGACACUAAGAUCCUCUCCAACCUUCGCGACACCUUCGUCUCACCUCCCGGUACUGGCUUUCUCCCCAAGGACACUGCCGCCCAUCACCGCGCCCACUUCGUCCGUCUCGCCCGCGAAGCCCUCGCCGAAGCGCGCAUCACACCUUCUGAUGUCGACUGUAUCUGCUACACAAAAGGGCCGGGGAUGGGUGCCCCGUUGAAUUCUGUCGCUGUUGCGGCUAGAGCAUUGAGUUUGCUUUGGGAUAGACCGCUGGUGGGUGUGAAUCACUGUGUCGGACAUAUCGAAAUGGGAAGAUACAUCACCGGUGCAGAGAACCCGGUCGUGCUAUAUGUUUCGGGUGGUAACUCCCAGGUCAUUGCGUAUGCGGAGCAGCGAUACAGGAUAUUCGGCGAGACGCUCGAUAUAGCUGUUGGAAACUGCCUCGAUCGCUUCGCCCGCACGCUCGAGAUUAGCAACGACCCUGCGCCAGGCUACAAUAUCGAACAGCUUGCCAAAAAGGGAAGCAAACUACUCGAUAUUCCCUAUGCCGUCAAGGGCAUGGACUGUUCUUUCUCCGGCAUUCUAGCCUCCGCAGACGCUCUCGCCGCACAAAUGAAGUCCGGUGCAGACUUCACGCCCGAAGAUUUGUGCUUCUCACUGCAAGAAACGGUAUUCGCUAUGUUAGUGGAGAUCACAGAGCGAGCCAUGGCACACGUGGGCUCAUCACAGGUUCUCAUUGUGGGUGGUGUUGGCUGCAAUGAAAGGUUGCAGGAAAUGAUGGGACACAUGGCGCGUGAGCGAGGAGGGUCUGUGUACGCGACUGACGAGAGAUUCUGCAUUGAUAAUGGAAUCAUGAUUGCGCAUGCUGGACUGUUAGCGUAUGAGACGGGGUUCAGAACGUCUUUGGAGGAGAGUACAUGUACGCAGCGGUUCAGAACUGAUGAAGUGUUUAUUAAAUGGAGAGCUUGA
Fusarium sp. VM40 is the source of this 1041-nucleotide messenger RNA. The record is from the annotation of a GenBank genome assembly. Lineage: Eukaryota; Fungi; Ascomycota; Sordariomycetes; Hypocreales; Nectriaceae.